This is a messenger RNA of Pteropus alecto (black flying fox), 3354 nucleotides long. It is a transcript of the gene GIPR, whose product is annotated as gastric inhibitory polypeptide receptor. NCBI's taxonomy places the organism in Eukaryota, Metazoa, Chordata, Mammalia, Chiroptera, Pteropodidae. The record is from RefSeq and is a predicted model, not a curated record. Bases 1 to 1497 code for a protein of 498 amino acids. The transcript is spliced from 12 exons. Gene Ontology annotation, biological process: cell surface receptor signaling pathway; adenylate cyclase-modulating G protein-coupled receptor signaling pathway. Gene Ontology annotation, molecular function: gastric inhibitory peptide receptor activity; peptide hormone binding; G protein-coupled peptide receptor activity. Gene Ontology annotation, cellular component: plasma membrane.
AUGCCGAACUGUCCGCCCCGGCGGCGGCUGCUGCUGCUGCUCUCGCUUUGGGAACUGCUGCCCCGGAGGGCGGAGACAGGCUUUGAGGGGCAGACGGCGGGAGAGUUGUACCAGCGCUGGGAACGCUACCGCAGACAGUGUCAGGAGACCCUGGAGACCGCGGGGCCCCCAGCAGGCCUCGCCUGUAACGGGUCCUUCGAUAUGUACGUCUGCUGGGACUACGCUGCACCCAACGCCACUGCUCGUGCGUCCUGCCCCUGGUAUCUGCCCUGGCACCACCAUGUGGCUGCAGGCUUCGUCCUCCGCCAGUGUGGCAGUGAUGGCCAAUGGGGACCUUGGAGAGACCAUUCUCAGUGUGAGAACCCAGAGAAGAAUGGGACCUUUCAGGACCAAAGGCUGGUCUUAGAACGGCUACAGGCUGUGUACACCGUGGGCUACUCCGUGUCCCUGGCCACGCUGCUGCUCGCCCUGCUCAUCCUGAGUUUCUUCAGGCGGCUGCGCUGCACUCGCAACUACAUCCACAUCAAUCUGUUCGCGUCUUUCAUGCUGCGGGCGGCAGCCAUCCUCACCCGAGACAGGCUGCUGCCUCCCCCUGGCCCCUCCCCCGGGGACCAGGCUCCUCCCCUUUGGAACCAGGCUCUAGCCGCCUGCCGAACAGCCCAGAUUGUGACCCAGUACUGCGUGGGCGCCAACUACACGUGGCUGCUGGUGGAGGGCAUCUACCUGCACAGCCUUCUGGCGCUCGUGGGAGGCUCCGAGGGGGGCCACUUCCGCUGCUACCUGCUCCUUGGCUGGGGGGCCCCCGCGCUUUUCGUCAUUCCCUGGGUGAUCGUCAGGUACCUGUACGAGAAUACGCAGUGCUGGGAGCGGAACGAUGUCAAGGCCAUUUGGUGGAUCAUACGCACCCCUAUCCUGAUGACCAUCUUGAUUAAUUUCAUCAUCUUUAUCCGCAUUCUUGGUAUUCUCCUGUCCAAGCUGAGGACGCGGCAGAUGCGCUGCCCGGACUACCGGCUGAGGCUGGCUCGCUCCACGCUGACGCUGGUGCCCCUGCUGGGUGUCCACGAGGUGGUGUUUGCUCCCGUGACGGAGGAACAGGCCCGGGGCGCCCUGCGCUUGGCCAAACUCGGCUUUGAGAUCUUCUUCAGCUCCUUCCAGGGAUUGCUGGUCAGCGUCCUCUACUGCUUCAUCAACAAGGAGGUAGGGAGAGUCCCGGCCCGCCGCCCGCGCCCUCUGGCGGCCGCGCAGCGAACGGCGCGCCCGGCGCCGCCUCUGAGCGCCGUCCCGUUGCAGGUGCAGUCGGAGAUCCGCCGUGGCUGGCACCGCUGCCGCCUGCGCCGCAGCCUCCGCGAGGGGCAGCGCCAGCCCCCCGAGCGCGCCUCUGGGACCCUGCCCUUGGGGUCCGGACCCAGCCAGGUCGCCACUGGCCGCACCCUAUCCUCGGGGACCCUCCCAGGGUCCGGGGAUGAGGCCAGCCGGGUCUUGGAAAGUUACUGCUAGGCAGCCGGAUUCCCGUGUUCAUUCGGUUAGCAUGUAUUUAUUGAGCGCCUACUGCGUACCAAGCCCUGUGUGGAGGGCAUGGGGAAAUGAGGGGUAAGGGAACGAGACAGGUCCCUGUCUUCCUAGAGUUCACAAUUAGGUGGUGGAAACAGACCGCGAAAACAAUGCACCAAGUUUAUAUACACUGUGGAAUAGCUUAUGAAAAAACUCGAAGGGGUCCUAAGGUGGUCUGGGAGGGUGUCUCUGAGGAGGUGACUUUAAACCAUGACUGCAAGAGGUGAAGGAGACAGCUUUGGGAAGAACUGGCAGACAAGAUCCUAGGCAGAAGGAACAGCAUCUGCAAAGGCCCUGGGGUCAGGAAGGAGCUCGGCCCUCUUAGGAACAGCGAGGUGGCCUGCACAGCUGGAGUGGCAUGAGUCAGAGCCACCUACUGGGGAGAGAGCAAUGGGAAGGGGCACAGAGGUUGGGGUUUUGUUCCAGGUGCACUGAAAAUUCUUAGGAGCAUCUCAUGGGCUAAUGUUUUAAACAGUCUUCUGUCUACCCUGUAGGGGACCAAUUAGGGGUAGGGGUGGAAGCUGGGAGCACUGUGAGCAGAAUGUAGGUGGGAGGAGAUGGUGGCUGGACCAGGCGGGGGCCACGGAGGGGUGUGCAGUGGUUGGAUUCUCAAGCUAUUUUAAAGGCGGAACUAAGGAUCUGGCAAUGGAGUGCACGAGGAAAGUGUAGCGUUCUUUGACUUGUACCAGGACCAAGGGUCUGGAGCUCGUGGGAGAGGUCAGAGCUGGGGACAGAAAUGUGAGUGACACUGGGGUCCAGAAAGGGUUGUGUGUGUAGAUAUGAAUAUCGGCAAUUCGGGGAAGGCCAAGAGAGCUGAAACCCGACAUCCAGAGAGGCCGGACCACUGCGAGCUGUGGAGUGUGGCUGCACAUCCUGCCCGCCCCUCCCUGCCCCCAGGUGGCCCCUGGGAACUGGGAGAAUUUUGGGGAAGCCAACGGCUUCAUUGUAGCUGGACCACCUGCACACAUGCAAGACCCUUAUUGUUAACCCCCCCAGAUACACACUUAGGUCAUUAGUUCCUGGGUCUUGUUAUUUUCCUUGGGGUCCCCAGCUCCCUGGACAGACACUGAGAGUCCUUUAAGCAUGAGGUGGCCCUGCUGUGCCCCCAUUGUGAGUUCUGGGAAGGCAGGGACCCUAGGGCAGGGCCCUCAUAAAUAAAGCAUGAGAAACAGCUUUUCGUUUUUUGCUUUGUGGGGUGAAUCCUGGAGAGGCCACUGAGGGAAAUGACUGAGGCGGGCUGCACGACUUGGUGCCUGUGGUGGCCUCACGGCCCCUGGAGGGCAGCACUGCUCAUCUUCAGCCACAAGUUGCCACAAGAAGACGGACAUCGUGCUGCCACUGUCGCCCCUAAGAGAAGCCCCAACUGGAGAUGUUCACAUGACCUCCUGAUACUUGGCCAUUUGCAGUGUAUACAACUGAGUGUGUGCACGCGCCAAACGUUCUCCGAGGGCUUUUUCCCUAGGAAGGCAGUGUGAGCGAAGCUGCAGGAGGCAGCCUGGUUCAAAUCUUAGUUUGGCUACUUAUUAGUGGCGUGGCUCGGGGGAAAUUCUCAGCGUGUCUGUGUGUCAGUUUCCACUUCUGGAAAAUGGGUUCCCUUGCCUGUCGCUCUUAGGGGACCGCCUGGUGCGCGAUGCACAGCGAACACUUGGCCCGUGUGCCCAGUGCUGUUCCCGUGACCUCUGCUUUCGCUUUCACCAACGAAGGGAGAGGCGAUAAGCAACCAUUUGGACGGGGAGGUGAGGACGGAAAUUCAGACUGAUGCCAAGCAGGGUGCCGGGCUGGAAUCUUUGCCGCCCGCCUGCC